CCACAGUGCAGCAGCCAGUCCACCUGACAACGUGUCACUUCUUUGGAAACGUCUCUAAGAAAACAACAAUAGGGUGGGCAUGAUCAUAGGACAAGGGUCCCAGUCCAUCAGGACCGCAAGCUGGACCCAUCUCCCCCGCCAAAGGCCUGAUCCUGAUCUAAGUCCAUCCUCCAGCAUGGGCAAAGUGACAAAAGAAGCCCUGCAGUCCUUCCCUUCCAUAAAACAGAGCAGAAGCCACGUGGUUCGGCCGACGCUAAGCCUCCGCAGGAAGCUGUUGACCAAUGGAAAGCAGCUGAACACACCAGAUGUUUCACCAAUCCACCACGUACCCAAUCAUCAACCCCCAACCACGAUGGUGACCGCUACCAUCCAGGCCGGGUUCUGCUCUUCCAACAACUUCAAAGGUUGUGCCAUAUCAAGGCCUAUGAUGGACGUAUUAGGCCACCCAACUGGUUUUAACUUGACAGUGACCAGUAGUCCCAUGACUGUGACAGGCCAGGAAUAUUAUGCAGGACCGCACAGUGGAAAUGUUCCCUAUGCUGAUGCCAGGCCGUUGCUGUCCAGCGAAUCCUUGGUGUCCACUACACUCAGUCUGUCUGAAACCCAGUCAAUGUUUAGUGGCAGACAUGAUUGGCCGUAUGGCUACCGUGUCCUUCCCCCAGUGGGUUUGCAUCAGGCCAAUGAGGGCAGGGAGCAGCGCAGCGUUCCUCCUGGCACAGCCAUGUCUGGUACAACCAUACCAGGAGGAACAAGCACUUCUGCCUCUCCGCCCUCACACCUCUUUGCAGGUGACGCAGGAAGCCCCAGACAGCAUUGUUCCAAGAAGCGAGCCCUCUCCAUGUCACCUUUGUCAGAUUUAAUGGGUAUUGACUUCAACUCCAUCAUACGAACCUCGCCAACUUCCCUUGUAGGUUACAACAAUGGAUCCCGCAGCUCUCCGUCCUCCCACCCAACACUGUCACCUGUCCACUCUGAGGGUUAUGGACACUUUUUGGGAGUGAGAGGAUACUGUAUCCCUCAGGCUAGUCCUCUCAGUGUGCCAGAAACCUUGCGGGCUGUGGCCGCACAAACAGAAUGUGGUCAUGUGCAGCUGCUUGAAAAGGGAGGAGGUUUGGAAAGCCAGAUGGCAAAAAUGGUGGUGGAGCAGCAGUGUUUCCCAGAGGAAGGAAGGGCAUUGGAGAAGACCUUAGAGAGCCAAAACCAACACAUCACCAACCUACUGCCAUCCCUUCAUUUACAAUCAGGACCAACUGCUGCUCAAGGAAAUGAUAUUCUACAGGGUCCUCCACCACCUUACCACUCUCACAAGCACAUCUACCUUCACAGACAUCACAGCCAGAUAAAGACCACCUCUUUCACUCAGGUCUCCACUGGACCUUACAGACAUCGGAUGAGCUUUUUACCACAGGUUCCAAUGCUGGAAGAAGAGGAAGGUGAGCGAGAAGAGUUUGGGGGCUUUUGCUGUAUGUGGUUGGACUGCAGUGCAGUAUAUGACCAAAAGGAAGAGCUAGUAAGACACAUUGAAAAGCUACAUGUGGACCACCGCAAGGCUGAGGACUUCACAUGCUACUGGGCGGGAUGCCCACGCAACUUCAAACCCUUCAAUGCCCGAUACAAGCUUCUGAUCCACAUGAGGGUCCAUUCUGGAGAGAAACCCAACAAGUGCACGUUUGAGGGAUGCAAGAAGGCUUUUUCUCGGCUCGAAAAUUUGAAGAUUCACUUGCGCAGCCACACAGGCGAGAAACCUUAUGUGUGUCAGCACACGGGAUGCCAAAAGGCCUUCAGCAACUCGAGUGACAGAGCAAAACACCAGCGUACACACCUGGACACAAAGCCAUAUGCAUGCCAGAUCCCCGGCUGUGCCAAGCGUUACACGGAUCCCAGCUCCUUGAGGAAACAUAUGAAGUCACAUUCGAAUAGUGAGCAACAGCUACGGAAGAAGAUGAAAUCCACUGUUGAUGCGGCUCGGGACACACUGACAGGCUGUCUGUCCAUCCAGCCUCUGCAGAGAAGCCUUUCUCCUCUGUCAAGCAUGGACAUCAACUUAAAUGCAUCCUCCAGCACAUGUCAUGAAUCAGCCUCUGCUGCUCCACAAGGACAAGACCCCUCCAGUGGCCCUCACCUGACUCUGUUAUGCUCCUUACAAGAUAAUUACAGGUUUGUUGAUCCUUCUCCUUACCAGCGUUUCUCUGGGGAGCAGGGUGGGUAUCGCUCUGCCACCUGCCCCCCACGGCCUCCCAAAGGAACGUCCCUGCAGAACGGCCAGGAUUUGGAGCAGCGCAAGCAGCCUUCUGAGCUAUCGGAUCACAGCUCAGAGCUCCCACAGGUGCUGUAUUCUUCACCGCAAUGUGACGGGAUCACAGCCCAGACAAGUCACCUGGUGCAAGUUGAUGCCUUCAGUGACAGGCUGGUUCCAGUACUCAAUAAUAUUCCCAGUGGGGUGACUGCCUCACAAAUGCUUAUUUCAGGAUUUGAUGUCCACUGCCAAACCAAGGAUACAGCUUCAGUUAGAAUUAGAAGGAGGAGAUUUCUGUAGUGUGGCUGGUUUCUGCACAAGCCA
This is a messenger RNA of Thalassophryne amazonica, 2560 nucleotides long. It is a transcript of the gene glis3, whose product is annotated as GLIS family zinc finger 3. Gene Ontology annotation, biological process: regulation of transcription by RNA polymerase II. Lineage: Eukaryota; Metazoa; Chordata; Actinopteri; Batrachoidiformes; Batrachoididae. The record is from RefSeq and is a predicted model, not a curated record. Bases 80 to 2536 code for a protein of 818 amino acids. The transcript has 11 exons. Gene Ontology annotation, cellular component: nucleus. Gene Ontology annotation, molecular function: RNA polymerase II cis-regulatory region sequence-specific DNA binding; DNA-binding transcription factor activity, RNA polymerase II-specific.